This is a messenger RNA of Eptesicus fuscus (big brown bat), 3566 nucleotides long. RefSeq lists its product as uncharacterized. Gene Ontology annotation, biological process: virion assembly; DNA integration. Lineage: Eukaryota; Metazoa; Chordata; Mammalia; Chiroptera; Vespertilionidae. The record is from RefSeq and is a predicted model, not a curated record. Gene Ontology annotation, molecular function: RNA-DNA hybrid ribonuclease activity; zinc ion binding; nucleic acid binding.
AUGGCGGCGGCGGCUCCGCUCAGCCACCGGGGCCCAGGCUGGCGACUAGACGUCCUGGGGCUGCGACGCCGUGCGGCCAGCAUUCCGGGCGUUACAUUUGGAGGUUCCACCGAGAUUGCUGCAGCCGCCUUCAGGCUCCAACAGACGCUUCUUGGGGACCCUGCCGAUGAUGUUGCAGACCGUGAUGUUGCCUGUGAAACCAGCUACCCCUUCCCCGCCGCCCUCGGCCCCUCCGUCCUCCCGGACUCACAACCUGAUCUGAUCCUUUUAGACUCUCCUCCGCCCUAUCCUAGGUUAACAGGUCUCGUGGAGCCCUUAAUGUUCUCCCGUCAACCCAUUUGGGAUGGCUGUCAGCAACUCCUGGGAACCCUCUUCACCACUGAGGGGAGAAAUAGGCUCCUAGAGGCGCGGAAAAAUGUUCCCGGGCGGGACGGACAACCAACGCAAUUGCAAGACCGCAUUGACGACAUCUUCCCCCUGCGCCGCCCAGACUGGGACCCUAACACCCUGGAAGGUAGGGAGCAUCUGUCCUCCUACCGCCAGGCUCUUGUGGCAGGUCUCCGGGCAGCCUCCAGGCGGCCCACCAAUUUGGCCAAGGUAAGGGAAGGCGUUCAGGGGCCCCCCGAAUCGCCCACAGUCUUUUUAGAGAGGUUAAUGGAGGCCUAUCGGAGGUUUACGCCCUUUGAUCCGCAAUCAGAGGAACAGAAGGCCUCGGUGGCCAUGGCCUUUAUUGGCCAAUCAGCUGCGGAUAUAAGGCGUAAACUACGGUGCCUUGAUGGGCUCCAGGAUUUGACUCUCAGAGACCUAGUUAAGGAGGCAGACAAGGUUUUUCACAAAAGGGAGACAGAGGAAGACAAGGCAUUGACUAAAAUCCUGGCCACAGUAGUUAGUAACACAGAGAAAGGAAGUAGAAAGGGAGGGGACCUGGGUCCACGAUGGCGGUCAAAUUUGGACUCGGACCAGUGCGCAUAUUGCAAGGAGAAGGGCCAUUGGAAAAGAGACUGUCCCAAAAGGCAGGACAUGACGGCAUGGCUUGAGGAAUACCCAGAUGCUUGGGCCGAGAAAGCCGGGCUAGGGCUGGCAGAAAAUCAACCCCCAGUGGUGAUUACCUUGAAGACCUCUGCAGUCCCAAUUCGAGUCAGGCAGUACCCCAUGAGCAGGGAGGCUCGAGAAGGAAUCAGACCACAUAUUCAGAAGCUAAUCCAAGAGGGGGUUUUGAGGCCCUGCCAGUCAGCCUGGAACACACCACUCCUCCCUGUCAAGAAGCCAGGAACGGGAGACUACCGACCAGUACAGGAUCUGAGGGAGAUUAAUAGUAGGGUACAGGACAUACAUUCCACUGUACCUAACCCCUACAACCUUCUAAGCACCCUCCAACCUGACAGAACCUGGUCUACUGUAUUAGAUUUGAAGGAUGCUUUCUUCUGUCUACGGCUUUGUGAAAGCAGCCAACCAUUGUUUGCCUUUGAGUGGACUGAUCCAGAGGCCGGGAUAGCGGGGCAACUGACCUGGACAAGGCUACCCCAGGGCUUUAAGAAUUCACCCACCAUUUUCGAUGAGGCCCUCCACCAGGACCUGGGUCCCUUCAGAACCCGACACCCGGAGGUGACUCUGCUCCAGUAUGUAGACGACCUACUGUUGGCUGCGCCGUCUCAGGAGGAAUGUGAGUAUGGGACCCGUUCCCUAUUGCAAGAGCUUGCUCAGCUGGGGUACCGGGCAUCAGCUAAGAAGGCCCAGAUAUGUAGGCGGGAAGUAACUUUCCUAGGAUAUACUCUCCGGGAAGGAAAGCGGUGGUUGACGGAGGCACGGAAAAAGACUGUUGUGCAGAUUCCCGUACCUGCCUCCAGGAAACAACUCCGAGAGUUCCUGGGGACGGCCGGGUUCUGUAGGCUAUGGAUCCCGGGGUUUGCGUCAUUAGCCGCCCCACUUUAUCCACUUCUAAAAGGGGAUGCGGAAUUUUCCCUGGGGCCAGAACAGCAGCAGGCCUUUGAUGACAUCAAGAGGGCCCUAUUGUCAGCCCCAGCACUGGCACUCCCCGAUGUGAGCCGAGAAGUCCUAACUCAGACCUUGGGACCCUGAAGGAGGCCAGUGGCCUAUCUGUCCAAAUGUCUGGAAUCAGUAGCAGGAGGAUGGCCCCGCUGUUUGAAAGCUAUAGCUGCCGCCGCUCUGUUGGCCAAAGACGCUAACAAAUUGACUUUGGGACAAAAAUUGACCAUCAUAGCCCCGCAUACUCUGGAAAGCGUCAUCAGGCAGCCCCCAGACCGAUGGCUCUCAAAUGCACGCAUCACCCAUUAUCAAAGCAUUUUAUUGGAUAAGGAUCGAGUAACCUUCAGGCCCCCGUCUACCUUAAACCCUGCCACCCUGCUCCCGGACGAAGCUGCGGAUCCGGUCUUGCACUCCUGCCAGGACAUCUUGGCAGAGGAAGCAGGAAUUCGCCGCGACCUGAAGGACCUUCCAUUACCCAACUCAGAAGUAACCUGGUUCACGGACGGUAGCAGCUUCCUGCGAGAUGGUAAGAGACAUGCGGGGGCGGCGGUAGUCAGCAGAACUAAGACCAUAUGGUCAGCAGGGCUGCCAGAAGGGGCCUCAGCCCAGAAAGCGGAGCUAAUUGCUCUCACAAGAGCCUUAGAAUUGGCUAAAGGAAAGGCCACCAUCUACACUGACAGCCGCUAUGCGUUUGCUACUGCUCAUGUAUAUGGGGCCAUAUACCAGCAAAGAGGACUACUAACCUCAGCCGGAAAGGACAUUAAGCAUAAGGCUGAAAUCCUUAGGCUACUGGCGGCAGUUCUGCUGCCCACCGAAUUGGCUAUAGUCCAUUGCCCCGGUCAUCAGAAAGGAUCAGACCCCAUAGCUGCAGGGAACCGGCGGGCAGAUGAGGAAGCAAAGGCAGCAGCCCUUCGAGGGGCAGAAGUUCUAGCACUAGUGACUAAGACUCAUGAGGAGAACCUGACACCCAUAACUGCUGAGAGUAAGGAACAACAGGCGACUUCCUACUUACAGCAUGUUCAUCAGCUCACUCAUCUAGAUGCCAGAAAAAUGCAAGAACUGCUGAGGGAACAACCCUUUUCCUUAACGGCUACAGAAAACAGGAGGUUGACGGAACAAGUAGCUAAGAAUUGUCAAGCCUGCCAGGUUGUGAAUGCACAUCCAUCCCAAACCUCAGAGGGAAAGAGACUAAGGGGGAAUGGGCCUGGCCAAUUCUGGGAAGUGGACUUUACUGAAAUCAGGCCAGCCAAGUAUGGGUUAAGAUUUCUCUUAGUUUUUGUAGAUACUUUCUCAGGAUGGGUAGAGGCCUACCCCACCCGGAGGGAAACAGCCCAAGUGGUGGUAAAGAAUUAUGGAAGAACUUUUUCCUCGGUUUGGACUGCCCCAGGUAAUUGGGUCAGACAAUGGACCUGCUUCCCGUGGCCCAGGUUAAAGGCUCUGGAAGGGAUCCAGUAAUUUGUCUGGAAGCCGUUGGCCUCCGCUUAUCAACCAGGAGACCUUAGAGUGCCCCACUCAUUCCAAGUCGGAGACUCGGUACUCGUAAGAAGACACCAGACUCACAGCCUAGAGCCCCGGUGGAA